GUGUCUGCAUUUGGGGGCCAGGGAGCGCCACCCCGCAUGCGCAGAACUGGGAGUCAGCCUCCCGGACUACAACUCCCAGAGAAGCCCCACGGGGGCCGCAGGCACGGAGCAGCUGGCGCCAUCUUGAAAUCUGAUCCUCAAUCACUGAGCCUUUGCGUCAGCAGCGGGCUGCUGCUCUCAACACGGGACUCUGCCUUCUAAAAGAGGAGGACAUUGAGGACGCGGCGGCUGGCUAGAAAGACAGCUGGAGGAGACAAGGAAGGUUCCGCGCGCGGCCUGCGCCGCUGUCACUCAGCAUCCCCCUGAGGCAUUUCUGCUCCCGCCCCCCCCUCCCCAGAGGGGCGGGGCUGACCACUCUGGUACCCAGAGCCAGCGAGCGCCAGGCGGAGCUGAGCCCUGCAGAUCCGAGACCCUGUGGACUGUGCCAUGCCGGCGGGAGACCGGCGAAGACGCAGCCGAGAACGAGUGAGUGAUCACAGAGUAGCAGCCGCCUAGGGGAAGCUCGGCGGCACCCGCUAGCUGGGAAGAUGAAGGAGAUUUGCAGGAUCUGUGCCCGGGAGCUGUGUGGCAACCAGCGGCGCUGGAUCUUCCACACAACGUCCAAGCUCAACCUACAGGUUCUGCUUUCUCACGUCCUGGGCAAGGAUGUCUCCCGCGAUGGCAAAGCCGAGUUUGCUUGCAGCAAGUGCGCUUUCAUGCUUGAUCGGAUCUAUAGAUUCGACACUGUUAUUGCCCGCAUCGAAGCUCUUUCUAUUGAGCGCUUGCAGAAGCUGCUGCUGGAGAAGGAUCGCCUCAAGUUCUGCAUUGCCAGCAUGUAUCGAAAGAAUAACGAUGACUCUGGCGCCGAGACCAAGGCGGGGAAUGGGACGGUUGACAUUUCCGGUUUACCCGAUGUCAGAUACUCUGCACUGCUCCAGGAAGACUUUGCCUAUUCUGGAUUUGAAUGCUGGAUAGAAAACGAGGAUCAGCUUCAGGAGCCACACAGUUGCCAUGUUUCGGAAGGCCCUGGAAACCGACCCAGGAGAUGCCGUGGUUGUGCAGCUUUGCGGGUUGCUGACUCCGAUUAUGAAGCUAUUUGUAAGGUGCCUCGAAAGGUGGCCAAAAGUAUCUCCUAUGGCCCUUCUACCAGGUGGUCUACCAGCAUUUGCACAGAAGAGCCAGCUCUGUCUGAGAUUGGACCACCGGACUUAAGCACAAAGGUACCCCCAGAUGGAGAAAGCAUGGAGGAAGGAACACCGGGUUCCUCCGUGGAAUCUUUGGACGCAAGUGUACAGGCUAGCCCUCCACAGCAGAAGGAUGAAGAAGCUGAGAGAAGUGUAAAGGAACUUGUGAAGUGGGACUGCUGUUCGGAGGAACAGGCGCCACAGCAGCUGUGUAACCACAGGCUGGAGCUAGCUCUUAGCAUGAUUAAAGGUCUUGAUUAUAAACCCAUCCAGAGCCCCCGAGGGAGCAAGCUUCCUAUUCCAGUGAAAUCCAGCCCACCUGGAGCCAAGCUUGGCCCUAUCAUGACAGAUGGGGUCAGUUCCGGUUUCCUUACCAGGUCUUUGAAACCCCUUUACAAGACACCUGUGAGUUAUCCCUUGGAAAUUUCAGACCUGCAAGAACUGUGGGAUGAUCUCUGUGAAGAUUACUUACCACUCCGUGUACAGCCUAUGACAGAAGAGCUACUCAAAGAACAAAAGCUGAAUUCAAAUGAGACCACAGUAGCUCAGCAGUAUGUAUCCGAUUCCCACUUAGCUGAACUCCAGGAAAAAAUCCAACAGACAGACACCACCAACAAGAUUCUUCAGGAGAAACUAAACGAAAUGAACUUUGAACUAAAGUCUGCUCAGGAGUCAUCUCAGAAGUACGAUGGUACAAUUCAAAGCCUCAAGGAAACUCUAAAAAGCCGGGAAAGUGAGACUGAGGAGUUGUACCAGGUGAUUGAAAGUCAAAAUGACACAAUGGCAAAGCUUCGAGAAAUGCUGCACCAAAGCCAGCUUGGACACCUUCAGAGUUCAGAGGGUACUUCCCCGGCUCAACAACAGGUGGCUCUUCUUGAUCUUCAAAGUGCUUUAUUCUUCAGCCAGCUUGAAAUCCAGAAACUUCAGAGGGUGGUACGGCAGAAAGAACGCCAGCUGACUGAUGCCAAGCGAUGUGUGCAAUUUGCAGAGGCUGCAGCACAUGAAAGAGAGCAGCAGAAGGAGGCUUCGUGGAAACAUAACCAGGAAUUACGAAAAGCUUUGCAACAACUACAAGGAGAAUUGCAGAAUAAAAACCAGCAACUUCAUACCCUGGAGGCUGAAAAAUACAAUGAGAUUCGAAUGCGAGAGCAGAACAUUCAGCACCUAAACAAUAAUCUGAGUCACAAAGAGCAACUGGUGCAGGAAUUUCGGGAGCUCCUGCAGUACCAGGAUAACUCAGACAGAACCCUUGAAGCACAUGAAAUGUUGCUGGAGAAACUUCGGCAGCGGAUCCAGGAUAGGGACGCUGCUUUAGAGCGGGCUAUCGAUGAAAAGUUCUCUGCUCUAGAAGAAAAAGAAAAAGAACUGCGUCAGCUUCAUCUUGCUCUGAGAGAACGAGAUCAUGACUUAGAAAGACUGCGUGGUGUCCUCUCCUCCAAUGAAGCUACCAUACAGAGUAUGGAGAGUCUCCUGAGGGCCAAGGGCCUAGAAGUGGAACAGUUAUCUGCUACCUGUCAAAAUCUCCAGUGGCUGAAAGAAGAAAUGGAAACCAAAUUUAGCCAUUGGCAGAAGGAGCAAGAAAGUAUUGUUCAGCAGUUACAGACAUCUCUGCAUGACAGAAACAAGGAAGUGGAGGAUCUUAGCGCGACACUACUCUGCAAGCUUGGACCAGGGCAAAGUGAAAUAGCCGAGGAACUGUGCCAGCGUCUACAUCGAAAGGAAAGGAUGCUACAGGACCUUCUGAGUGAUCGCAACAAGCAAGCUGUGGAACAUGAAAUGGAGACUCAGGGCCUGCUUCAGUCUAUGAGCACCAGGGAGCAGGAGAGCCAAGCUGCUGCAGAAAAGAUGGUACAAGCCCUAAUGGAAAGAAAUUCAGAAUUACAGACCCUGCGUCAAUAUUUAGGAGGGAAAGACUUCAUGAUGUCCCAAGCACUUAUUUCUAAGCAACCAGCUAAAGUUACCUCCAUUGGCCUCCACCUUGGAGAACAGCUUGACCAAGGUUCAAUGCAGAUACCUUCCAAAGAUGAUAACGCUUCUUUGACUGCUAAAGGAGAUUCCAGCAUACCCAGGUCCACCUUAGGAGAGUUGGAUACAGUUGCAGGGAUGGAAAAAGAACUGAGUAAUGCCAAAGAGGAACUUGAACUUAUGGCUAAAAAAGAAAGGGAAAGUCGGAUGGAACUUUCUGCUUUGCAGUCCAUGGUGGCUGUACAAGAGGAAGAGCUGCAGGUGCAGGCUGCUGAUAUGGAGUCCCUGACCAGGAACAUCCAGAUUAAAGAGGACCUCAUUAAGGACCUGCAGAUGCAACUGGUUGACCCUGAAGACAUACCAGCUAUGGAACGCCUGACCCAAGAAGUUUUAUUACUGAGGGAAAAAGUUGCUUCAGUAGAAUCUCAGGGUCAAGAAACUUCAGGAAACCGAAAGCAACAAUUGCUGCUGAUGCUGGAAGGACUGGUAGAUGAACGGAGUCGUCUCAAUGAGGCAUUACAAGCAGAGAGACAGCUCUAUAGCAGUCUGGUGAAAUUCCAUGCCCAUCCGGAGAGCUCUGAGAGAGACCGAACUCUGCAGGUGGAACUGGAAGGGGCCCAGGUGUUACGCGGCCGGCUAGAAGAAGUUCUUGGAAGAAGCCUGGAACGCUUAAGCAGGCUGGAGACCCUGGCCGCCAUUGGAGGUGCAGCUGCAGCAGAUGACACUGAAGAUGCAAGCACCGAGUUCACUGACAGUAUUGAGGAGGAGGCUGCACACAACAGCCACCAGCAAAUCAUCAAGGUGGCUUUGGAGAAAAGUCUAGCAGCUGUGGAAAUCCAGAACCUAUCUCUUCCGCCUCCUUCAUCAGCAGAAGGGGACAGUAACAGGGGUCUUCAGGAGGAAAUGCUCCACCUGAGGGCUGAGAUUCACCAGCACUUAGAGGAGAAAAGAAAAGCUGAGGGAGAACUGAGGGAGCUAAAGGCUCAAAUUGAGGAAGCAGGAUUCUCCUCUGUGUCCCACAUCAGGAACACCAUGCUGAGCCUUUGCCUUGAGAAUGCAGAGCUGAAAGAACAGAUGGGAGAAGCAAUGUCUGAUGGAUGGGAGAUCGAGGAAGACAAGGAGAAGGGCGAGGUGAUGGUAGAGACUGUAGCAUGCAAAGGGGGUCUGAAUGAGAAUAGCCUUCAGGCUGAGUUCAGGAAGCUCCAGGGAAAACUGAGGAGUGCCCACAGCAUCAUCAACCUCCUCAAUGAGCAGCUGGUGCUAAGCAGCAAGGAGGGGACUAGUAAACUUACUCCAGAGUUCCUUGUGCACCUGGCCAGGGAGAUCGACAGACUGAACACAGAGCUGGUUUGGCCUUCUGGAAGGCACCAGCACCAUGAGGAAGAAGAUGUGAUCAUGAGGUCCUGCCCCAGGCCACAGAGCCUUGACUUGGGGGCUGCUCUCACAGUGGAUGGCUACCAAGUGGAUAACCUGUCCCACGCCAGUGACCCCAGACCUCGGUCAGGAUUUAGCCUCCCAGGAUCCACCAAACACCUGCGCUCACAGCUGGCUCAAUGCAGACAACAUUACCAAGAUCUCCAGGAGAAGCUACUGAUAUCAGAAGCCACAGUCUUUGCCCAGGCCAACCAGCUGGAGAAAUACAGAGUCAAGUUUAGCGAAUCUGUGGUGAAGCAGGACAGCAAGCAGGUCCAGGUGGACCUCCAAGACCUGGGCUAUGAGACAUGUGGCCGCAGUGAGAACGAGGCUGAACGGGAGGAGACCACCAGUCCCGAGUGUGAAGAACAUGCCAGCCUCAGAGAAGCAGCCCUGAUAGAUGGACUGACGAGGCCCUCCAGGAAGAUGCCCCUGCAGAGGCAGCUAGGGAAGCAGGAAGAGUUUCAGGCAUAUGGAGAGUCAGAAGACGUCUCUGUCCUACAGAGGGACAUUAAAGAUCUGAAGGCCCAGCUGCAGAACUCCAACAAAGUCAUUCAAAACCUCAAGAGCCGAGUACGGUCCCUCUCGGUUACAAGUGAUUAUUCAUCUAGUUUGGAAAGACCCCGAAAGCUAAAGGCCGUUGGCACCCUCGAGGGGUCUUCACCUCAUAGUGCCACUGACGACGAUGAGGGGUGGCUGUCUGAUGGCACUGGAGCUUUCUACCCCCCAGGACUUCAGGCCAAAAGGGAUCUAGAGAGUCUCAUCCAGAGAGUGUCACAACUGGAGGCCCAGCUUCCCAAAACUGGACUGGAAGACAAGCUGGCAGAGGAACUGAGAUCAGCCGCAUGGCCUGGGAAAUAUGAUUCCCUGAUUCAGGAUCAAGCCCGAGAACUAUCCUAUCUGCGGCAGAAAAUACGAGAAGGGAGAGGUAUCUGCUACCUUCUCACACAGCACGUGAAAGAUGCAAUAAAAUCUUUUGAGGAUCUCCUAAGGAGUAAUGACAUUGACUACUACCUGGGGCAGAGCUUUCGAGAACAACUCGCCCAGGGAAGCCAAUUGGCAGAGAGGCUCACCAGCAAACUGAGCACCAAAGACCAUAAAAGUGAGAAAGAUCAAGCAGGAUUUGAGCCGCUGGCCCUCAGGCUCAGCAGGGAGCUGCAGGAGAAGGAGAAAGUGAUUGAAGUCUUGCAGGCCAAACUGGAUGCCAGAUCCCUAACCCCCUCCAGCAGCCGGGCCUUGUCUGAAUCCCCUCGCUCUCCCAGCAGCACCUCCUUCCUAUCUGAUGAGCUGGACGCCUGCUCAGACAUGGACACAGGUAGCGAGUACACACGCUACGAAGAGAAGAAAGCUUCGCCCAGUCACUCAGCAACCAGUGCGUCUCAGGGGGCUAAGGUCGAAUCCAGCAGCUUGCCAACUCCCCAGAACCCCCCCAAGGAGACCAGCCAGGCCCAUUCAGGCUUUCAUUUUAACUCCAUGCCCAAGCUGGUUAGCUUCCCCCAGCCUCCAUUGCCCUCAGCUCCACCCAGCUUCCUGCCCUUCAGCUCCCCUGGCCCUCCCCUCCUUGGCGGCUCGGAGACACCGGGGUUCUCCUUGGCCGAGGCGCAACAAGAGCUGCAGAUGCUGCAGAAGCAAUUGGGAGAAAGUGUCAGCACUGGCCCUCCUGCAUCCUUAGCUACGUUGCCAAGUAGCCAUUUGGAAGCCAACUCUUCCCACCACCUGAACCUUGCCCAAACCCACUCUCCUCCAAGAAGUACCAGCGAUCUGGGCCAAAUCCUGGAACCUGGCUACCUGGGCAACAGUGGCCCGUGGGACAUGAUGAGGCCUCAGAAAGGAAGUGUCUCUGGGGACUUAUCCUCAGGCUCCUCUGUGUACCAGCUUAACUCCAAACCCACAGGGGCCGACCUGCUAGAGGAGCAUCUGGGUGAGAUCCGGAACCUGCGCCAGCGGCUGGAAGAGUCCAUCUGCAUCAAUGACCGCCUGCGGGAACAGCUGGAGCACAGACUCAGCUCCACUGCCCGAGGAAGUGGAUCCUCCACUAACUUCUGCGGUCAGAGCCUAGACUCCAUACCUCAGCUCUACAAUGAGAACAGGGCCCUCAGGGAAGAAAACCGAAAACUUCAGGCUCAGCUGAGCCACAUUUCUAGAGAGCACUCCCAGGAAACCGAAUGUCUGAGGGAGGCGCUACUGUCUUUGCGUGCCCGGCUUCAAGAGCUGGAAAUGGAGUUGGAGCACCAGAAGGUGGACCGACAGCAGCUUUCGGAGGACUUGAAGGAAAAGCAGCAGGAGGUCUUGCAUUUCCGGGAGGAACGGCUAUCCCUCCAGGAGAAAGACUCCAGACUGCAGCACAAGCUGACCCUCCUGCAGCAAGAGUGUGAAGAGAAACAGCAGCUUUUCCAGUCCCUCCAGUCUGAGCUACAGAUCUAUGAGGCUCUUUAUGGCAAUGCUAAGAAGGGGCUGAAAGCUUACAACUGGGAUGCCCAUCACCAAGUCUCCUUGAGCAGUGAGUUAAGUCACCUGGUGGCAGAGGUCCGAGCUUUGAGGGGGCAGCUGGAACAUAGCAUCCAGGUGAACAACUCUCUGAGGCUGCAGUUGGAGCAGCAGUUGGAUGGUGGUGCCGUCAAAGCCAACCUUAGCCCCUCAUCUGUUACCCAGGACUUCCCUGCUGGCAUGGAUCCUGGGGACCAACAGCCACUCUUCCAAGAUUCCCUGUCUUCCCCUCCGGUUCGGGAUGUUGGCUUGAGUAAUCCGGCUCUGGUCUUCCCUUGCUCUGCUCUUGGUUCAGAAACCUCCAUCUUCAGCAGGACAAAUGAGAUGGAUUUGGAUACUUCUCCAGUAGUGAAGAACCCUCCCAAACUGGAGGGUGAGGCUACUGAUGGCUCCUUUGCCAAUAAACAUGGUCGCCAUGUCAUUGGUCAUAUGGAUGACUACAGUUCCCUAAAACAGCAGAUUGGAGAAGGCCAACUGCUGGUCAAAAAGAUAGCCUCUCUCAUGAGAUCAGCAUGCAACUUCCCUAGCCUUGAAGCUCAAGGCACAGAGGUGCUCAGCUAUGAGCAUGCCCAUGAGCUUCGGAGCAGUGCCCGUGCCCUGCACCACACCUUGGAGGAGUCGGCCUCUCUCCUCACCAUGUUCUGGCGGGCGGCCUUGCCAGACAUCUGCAGCCCCACUCAGUCAAGCAAAGUGGGAGCGUCCAUGAAAAGAGAACUUCUGGAACUAAGAACCAAGCUCUCCAAACAUGAGACCCUCCUUCAGAGCACAACUGAGCAACUGAAGACUGCCAACCAGCAGAAGGAGAGCAUGGAGCAGUUCAUCUUCAGUCAGUUGACCAGGACACAUGAUGUUUUGAAGAAGGCCAGGACAAAUUUGGAGGUGAAAUCCCUACGGGCUCUGCAGUGCACUCCAGUCUUGUGA
Messenger RNA from Chrysochloris asiatica (Cape golden mole), 7949 nucleotides. Its product is annotated as myomegalin-like. The record is from RefSeq and is a predicted model, not a curated record. The transcript is spliced from 40 exons. The coding region runs from base 528 to 7949 and encodes 2473 amino acids. Lineage: Eukaryota; Metazoa; Chordata; Mammalia; Afrosoricida; Chrysochloridae.